AUGGAGACUCAAUUAUUAUUGUUGUUAUUACUGAGUGCUCUUGCUCUCAUCAUUUAUGCAUUCAAAUCUUCCAAAACCAACCUUCCACCGGGAAGUUUCGGAUGGCCAAUCAUUGGCGAAACGAUCGCCUUCAUGAAAGAGCAGCAACAACACUUUGUGGGCGAAAGAAUGAAAAAACACUCCACAAAGCUCUUUAAAACCAGCAUAUUCGGCGAGCGGAUGGUUGUUUUAUGCGGCACUGCCGGUCACAAGUUCAUCGCCACCAACGAGGAAAAGCUUUUUCUUGCAUGGCGACCACUAUCCAUGCAGAAGCUCUUCCGCUCUUCCUACCUAAAAGCCGCUGCCACAGCCAUCGUACCGCAAGCAGACGUAAUCCAAAUCUACCGUGCCCCGGGCUUUUUGAAGCCCGAGGCUCUGGUGAAGUACAUAGAAACUAUGGACUCUUUGGUUCAAGAACAUUUGAAGCUUCACUGGGAAGGCAAAACCACGGUUGAGGUAUAUAAACUUGCUCAGCUACUUGUCACACGAGUUUGUCCGCUCGCUUCUUCACUGGACUGCAUGACAAUGAGCGCACGGAAAAGUAUGCCCAGUUGA
Messenger RNA from Malus domestica (apple), 594 nucleotides. Lineage: Eukaryota; Viridiplantae; Streptophyta; Magnoliopsida; Rosales; Rosaceae. The record is from RefSeq and is a predicted model, not a curated record.